This is a messenger RNA of Annulohypoxylon truncatum, 1604 nucleotides long. RefSeq lists its product as uncharacterized. Gene Ontology annotation, molecular function: protein binding. The coding region runs from base 133 to 1434 and encodes 433 amino acids. The record is from RefSeq and is a predicted model, not a curated record. Lineage: Eukaryota; Fungi; Ascomycota; Sordariomycetes; Xylariales; Hypoxylaceae. The transcript has a single exon.
UGGGACUAGGAACGGUCGUUAGCUCUAGAUUACCUAUUCGGGACGUAUAAGAAACGACAACGUCCCCUUCACCGUUUUCGAAACCGGUGUGCCUUCUUUUUAGAUACUUACAUGGCAAACGUAUAGAACAUCAUGGAAAGAGAAACAAGCCGUCAGACUGGGCGAGUUCUGCGAUCAACCACAACUAGAGUUCAGAAAUCGCAAGCAAACUCCAAUUUAUCGAAACAUACUAGUAUCAAAUUUCAAGAACAACCGAAAGUACCAAAGACGUCAAAAGCAUCGAAAACAUUAAAAUCAAAGAUAGAAAAGUUCAUGCCAUCUUAUCUCCAGCAACCCGAUGCCGACGCAACUUCGGACCCGAACCAGGAUAUUUGGCUCUUCGCAUUUCCCCGUGAGAUCCUACGAGAAAUCUCAUCACAUCUCCCUCCGGAGUCUAUCAUCUGCCUCACACUCACCUGUAAACUCGCCCUACGCAUCCUAGGCAUAUCCUCGUGGAAGGACACCAUGAUCACGAAACGUUGGUGUACUGACACUACGACCAUGUCAAUGCCACGGUCGAACUUCAGGGAACUGUUACAACGCGAUGUAGAGAAGCUAGGUUUCGUAUCCUGCAAGGCUUGCAAUACGCUGCAUCCGCCGUUGAAAAAGCCUAGUGAGCAUCGCCAGAUUAAGUUGACGAAGUACUGCUGGGGCCAAGACGCGAUUAUCGAAUACUUGCCCCAGAACGAAGACGGGUUCGGUUAUAGCCUUGUCUUCGCCCAUAUCAAACACGCCAUGACUUCCACCCCCGAGGAUUCGAACUCACCGGUCGACUAUCUCUCUGGCUCGUUCCGCGUCCCGCAUCCUAACCUCAACUACACGGUCACAUCUUCCGCACGUCGUAUCAGCCGCAACCUGGUUCUCCAGCACGAUUACUGCUUCAGUCCUUCUUCUAAGCGGUUGUUGAAAGCCGCCGAUAUCUUCGAUCUUCCGUUCCGGAUCUGCCCUCAUCAGACGACUUCGACGGAUCAACCAGUUUUCAACCGGUAUACCCGGAACUCGACUCCCAACGGCCCCCUCCUAAUCCACUCCAUCGUGUCCGCCUUUCCCGCGGCUCGGAGGGUGAAAAUCCCUAAAGCUGGUGGCUUCCGGGAACCGACGGUGCUGGAGAAGCGGCAGAUGACCUCCGCUGAGAGUGAAGAGGGCUUCAUUUUCAAGUGCCGGUCCUGUCCUACGAAGUGGAGAGUUCGGUACGCGGAUACUAGUGGCGGAAAAGGUAUAGGCCGGGACGAGCUUACCGUCUCUGUAUUUCAUUGCUUCUCGAAAGAGUUGUACUCCGCUGCUACCUCUUGGCGCUGGUUUGUCAGGCGCGAGGGUCAGUUGCUAGGGAAGGAGAAGAGGAACAGUGAGUUCUGGAGUGUGGGUAGAAGCUAUCCCGAUUUCAAGGUUGAGUGAUGGAUGUACGCUUUGGCUCUUUAGCCCGAAUCGUCUAUUGAGCCUUAUCCCGCUUCAUGUUGGUUCUAUCAAUAAUCGAGCAUGAUGAAACAAUUCUGGGCUGUGUCAUGGCUUUGGACAGGGAUUGAUUGUCUAGUUUACCCGCUCUUAGGAUGGGGAUACCUUGACAG